GAAUCAAAUAUAUUCAAUGUUUAUUUUAAUUUUUUUAUUUUUUUAAUGUGUUUUUAUCAACAUACAAAUGUUAAAAAGAUGCACAUCUAGCCAUUGCGAUUCAAAACUACUAAAAUGAUAAAAUAUAAUAAAGUUAUGGCAAAAAAGGGUUCAGGAGACUCAGGACAAGCUUUUUAAUUUCUUAAAAAUUGCAGCAGAUAAGUAAGCAUCUCGUCAACAUGCAUUGUGGCAUGUGUUCAAAAUUGUAUUCACGAAAGUGCCAACAGUUCAGCAGUGCACAUGACAAUCUCUGCCUUCAUCAACCAAGAAUAAGCCAAGCCAGAGGUAAAAACACACACCCGUUUCUCUGCGAUAAAAUAAUAUCUGAUGUGUGUUUGGCGGUGAUUUCGUUUUUUGAGUCUCAAGCAGCGCACACGCCGAGCUGAUAAAGGUAUUGAUUGUGGUCGUGGCUGUGAAGUGAAGCCCCAAAGGAAGGCAGAAUGGAGGAAAAGACAAGCCCGCGACAAUGAUUCACCACACCACCAGAGCUCUCAGCGUGUGUCGUGAAUCAGUCACUUAGUCGCUUGCUUGCUUUCCGAUUGGUUUAACCAUGGCCGCUGAUCUGGCACCGAGGAUAGAUUUUUCAAAACUCAAGUGUUUUCCCGAGGUGGACGGUGAGAAAAACAAAAUUGUGACCAAAGCAUUUCUCGAAUCGGCCCAAAAUGUUAUUGAUAGUAUAGAAUCAUUCGGAAUACUGUUCUCACCUAUAGUGAAGGAUAUGCGCGGUAAUGUAAAGCGCCUGGAGGCCAAAUAUAACGAAAAUGAUAAAGCCUUUCAUUAUCUGGAGGAUCUAAUUUUAUGCGAUAGCAAAGGGAAUGAAAGCUCGGACGCAUUCGACACGGUGACCGAGGGCUUACUGUGGCUCAAGCGGGCGCUGGAAAUGAUCGAGAGGUUCUUUCGGAACAUGUUGGACGAUACCACCUGCAGUGAUAACGUGAAACACCUGCUUAAGAAGGCCUACGAAGACGCGUUACUGCCGUAUCAUGGGUUUUUCGCACAGAAAGGGUUUCAGGUUUUACACCAUUAUGUUCCAACGAGAACCGCCCUUUUGGGAUCAUCACAAACCAACAACAACAACAUCGUUGCUCUGAAAACGUUUCUGGUUACAUUUCGUGCCAACAUUGACCAUAUCAACGCAUUUUUCGAAGCAAACAACCUGAAUAAAACGUACAAAGUUUAGCAACGGUUUUAUUAGACUUUACUCUAGUCACUAAUAAUGGAAAUGUUACUAUUUUGACGACCUUCGAGGAUGUUUGAUUUUUGGCUCUGGAACUGUUCCCUUCGAAAGUGUGACGCUCGCCGGAUAACCGAAAAGCUAGAACCAACUUGCAGCACAAGCAAUGCACAUUGGAAGCCCUGCACUACAAUACUAGUUGUAUAUUUUAAAACAGGUUCACUGGUCAUCAAGUAAAUUUGCAACGGAGUUUGUAUGAAGACAGAAAGUAUCCAGAAGCCAGCAAAAUCGGGUAUCUGUUAAAAGAAAAAUUGCCAAAAAUGAUAGAAAAGGUUUCGUAAUGUCCGCUUGCCUUGUCCAAAAGAUUUCCAGAAUAACCUAAAUACAAUCGAAGACAUUCAAUUGGGGCUGCAAUCGUCAAGGACAAUACCGAUAACACACGAUGUAUUGUUGUAAGGUUGAAAUACUAGAAUAACAAACAUAAUUGAACAAAAUGUUUUUUCAACAAUAAACUUUAUGUACUUCAUAGUAUAGUGUAAUAGAAUUAGAUGCCAACCAAAUCCAACUGAAAUAAACGUUUAUGAACAAGA
Molecule: messenger RNA, 1803 nt
Organism: Culex quinquefasciatus (southern house mosquito)
Lineage: Eukaryota; Metazoa; Arthropoda; Insecta; Diptera; Culicidae
Product: glycolipid transfer protein
Exons: 4
Coding region: 590-1219 (209 amino acids)
Biological process (GO): ceramide transport; intermembrane lipid transfer
Cellular component (GO): cytoplasm; cytosol; membrane
Molecular function (GO): ceramide 1-phosphate transfer activity; ceramide 1-phosphate binding
Source: RefSeq, a predicted model, not a curated record